AUGUACAGCUACGGCGCUUCCGAGGCCAAGCAAAGGAAAGAAUCCCACUUGGCCAAGAUCAGGCACUCCCGGCGCCCGGCUCCCAGGAGGGCUAGCCUCGAUGCCGGUGCCAGAGACAAGGAGGCCACCACCAUCUUGGAGGGUGACGGCGGACGAAGGGGGCUGUAUGUGUCCCUAGAGAAGGGCGAGGUGGAUGGUGGCGGCGGCGAAGGCAGAGACGGAGGAGGAGGAGGAGGAGGAGGGAAGCUGUAUGUGGCCCUAGGGAAGGGCGCGGAGGAUAGUGGCGGAGACGGAGGCGGAAGAGGAGGAGGGAAGCUGUAUGUGGCCGUCGGGAAGGACGAAGAGGACGGCAGGUCCAACCUCCUCUGGGCCGCUCGGAACCUCCUAGCCGGCGAUGACAAGCUUGUCUUGCUGCAUGUCCACCAGCCCGCCCACAGAAUCAUGACCGGAUUUCGCAUGGUCGAUGCAAGCCAGCUUCAGGAGAAGGACCUCAAGGCAUACCGGAAGGAUGAGGAGGAGGAGAUGAACACACUUUUAAACCACUACCUCGACUUCUGCAGAGAUUCUCUCAAGAUGCAAGCCGAAGCACUGGUGACCGAGAAGAACAGUACUGCAAAUGGCAUCGUCAAGCUCAUCGAACAGAAUCACAUCUCAAACCUUGUCAUGGGAACAUCCUCCUUCUCGCCUGACAACAAAGCACCAAACUCAAAAGUUGCAGCCAUUGUGCAUCAACAAGCCAAACCAUAUUGCCAGAUCUUCUACAUAUGCAAUGAGACUCUUGCUUGCUCUAGAGAGGCCACUCAGCGUUUGAUAAAAGUAGAGUCACCGCAAAGCGGCUACACAAGCACUGAUUCAGACAGAUCCGAGUUCCCUGCAAGAUCCCAAUCACUACCGUCACCAAGGCAGACAAGUUUCUUCGGUUCCACAGAUCAAAAAGCCCUUCAACAAGAGUCCAAGCAGCCAGUUAGCUAUACAUAUCCCUUGUCAGCAUCGAUAACAGACAGCACGGAGACCAUACUAGGUGCAAGGGGCCGGUCAAUUCAUACAACGACAUCAAAAGGUUUCUCCCUGAAUUCCUGCCAGCAAAGCUUUCGGGGAUCUUCACUAGUUGUAAAGGAUUUGGAUAAUAUGAAUGGUUCACUUGUACCUGUUUCAGUUGCAAGCUCUAAAGAACAUCAACACUCUAUGAUAGAAACCGCCGUGCAACGAGAAGUGUUCGGGCAACUACAGCUACUCCUUGAUGAUCAGGAGUGCUCAAAAAGAGAAGCAAUUGAGGAUCAGCAGAAAACCGCGAGGGGUCUGUUUGAAAAUCCUAUGAUGUUCAAAGCACAGGAGAAUUCACUCCGCGGAGAGAAAAAUGAGCUAGAGGAAAGACUAACCAGAGAAAAGGUUGGACUCGAAAACGAACGCCUCCAUUUAUACAAUGAGCUGCAGAAAGCAAGUGAGCAACGAGCAGAACUUGAGAACAAGCUUCUCCAGACAAACUCCCUAAUGGAAGAGUUGCAGCGCGAGAAAGAACAUGCUGUUAAGCAGGCUGAAGAGAUGCGCCAAAGAAACGGUAGCGGUGCAUUUGUAUUUGGCUCUACCAGUACUAGUGCCAUUGUCUUAACAGAUUUCAGCUACGCGGAAAUAAAAGAAGCGACAAACAACUUUGAUGCCUCCAAAAAGAUAGGGGAAGGUGGGUGUGGAAGCGUCUACAAGGGGUUUCUUCGUCAUACUACUGUAGCCAUAAAGAAACUGAACAGUGAAGGCGCAAGAGGAGAUCAAGAGUUCAAUGAUGAGGUAGAAACACUCUGUGGGAUGAGGCAUCCGAACCUUGUCACUCUGAUAGGAGCGUGCAGGGAGGCCAGAGUGUUGGUCUUCGAGUUCUUGUCAAACGGAAGCCUAGAGGACUGUCUGCAGUGCGAGAACCGAAGAGAGACACUCUCAUGGCGAAUGCGCGUCAGAAUUGCUGCAGACAUUUGCAUGGGACUUAUCUUCCUCCACUCCAACAAACCAAAAGGCAUUGCCCACGGUGAUCUCAAGCCUGACAAUGUCCUUCUCGACGCCAACUUUGUCUGCAAACUGGCAGACUUUGGGAUCUCUCGCCCCUUGAAUGUCACAAACACCACUAUCACCCCUUACCACCGAACAAAUCAACUCAAGGGCACAAUGGGAUACAUGGAUCCAGUAUAUAUUGCCUCAGGGGAGCUCACGGCACAAUAUGACGUCUACUCCUUUGGAGUAGUGCUGAUGCGAUUGCUAACUAGCAAGAGCCCCCUAGGCCUUCCACAUGUUGUGGAGGGAGCAUUAAGAAAAGAUAAGUUGCAAGACAUAAUUGACACUUCUGCUGGGGAAUGGCCACCUAAGUACACUAAAGAGUUGGCAAAACUAGCACUGAGAUGUUGUCGUUAUGAACGAAAGGAGCAGCCUGAUCUCAGAAAGGAGGUUUGGGAUGUCUUGGAAGCUAUGAUGAACUGUCCAGAUGAUAAACGCAUGCCACCAAAGUUUCUCAUAUGUCCAACAACACAGGAGAUCAUGAAGGAUCCACACAUUGCUGCCGAUGGAUACACGUACGAAGGUGCGGCCAUCAAGUGUUGGUUUAAAAUGGGGAACAAAAUGUCCCCCGUGACCCGCGUCAGCUUCGCGCACCAUGAGUUGAUACCAAACAACGCCCUCCGCUUUGCAAUUCAAGAAUGGAAAAAGCGACAGCAACCUUGA
Messenger RNA from Aegilops tauschii subsp. strangulata, 2700 nucleotides. The record is from RefSeq and is a predicted model, not a curated record. NCBI's taxonomy places the organism in Eukaryota, Viridiplantae, Streptophyta, Magnoliopsida, Poales, Poaceae.